Messenger RNA from Petromyzon marinus (sea lamprey), 7639 nucleotides. RefSeq names its product platelet activating factor acetylhydrolase 1b regulatory subunit 1 (gene PAFAH1B1). Gene Ontology annotation, biological process: ribosomal large subunit assembly. Gene Ontology annotation, molecular function: protein binding. Lineage: Eukaryota; Metazoa; Chordata; Hyperoartia; Petromyzontiformes; Petromyzontidae. Gene Ontology annotation, cellular component: nucleolus. The record is from RefSeq and is a predicted model, not a curated record.
CGCCCUGCGCACGCGCGCUGCUGGCUGCUGCUGCUGGCGCGCGGUGCACGCUGGGAGGAGACUCGCGAGGCGGCGGUGGAGGCGGCGACUCCCAGUUCCGCGCGGCGGAGUCAGCGCAGGCGGCAGAGAAAGUCUCGAGGUGUCAUUUGCGGCGUCGGAUGAGAAUCUCUGGACACGUGCGCUUCCACGGAAUAAAGCCGUCGCGUGUUCAGAAUUUCGAGUCGGAGGCCGUGCCAAUCGGAGGAACUCGGGUGUUGCUUUGCUGAGGCCGAUCUUCGUUUUGGAUAAUCUGACGCCAUCGCAGCAAGCACGAUGGUCCUGUCUCAGAGACAACGGGAUGAGCUAAAUCGAGCCAUUGCAGACUAUCUCCGCUCGAAUGGUUACGAGGAGGCGUACACCACCUUCAGGAAGGAGGCUGAAUUGGACAAUAAUGAAGAGCUGGAUAAAAAGUUUGCUGGACUGUUGGAGAAGAAGUGGACUUCUGUCAUUAGGCUACAGAAAAAGGUGAUGGAGCUGGAGUCGAAGUUGAACGAGGCGAAGGAGGAGUUUGUGUCGGGCGGGGGGCCCCUCGGGGGCCAGCGACGCGACCCCAGCGAGUGGAUCCCGCGCCCGCCAGAAAAGUACGCGCUGAGCGGGCACCGCAGCCCCGUGACACGCGUCAUCUUCCACCCCGUGUUCAGCGUCAUCGUGUCCGCCUCGGAGGACGCCACCAUCAAGGUGUGGGAUUACGAAACGGGCGACUUUGAGCGCACCUUGAAGGGACACACGGACUCUGUGCAAGACAUCUCCUUCGACCUCUCGGGCAAGAUGCUGGCCUCCUGCUCAGCCGACAUGACCGUCAAACUCUGGGACUUCCAGAGCUUUGAGUGCCUGCGCACGAUGCACGGCCACGACCACAACGUGUCCUCGGUGGCCUUCAUGCCAAAUGGAGACCACCUGGUGUCGGCCUCGCGCGACAAGACCAUGAAGAUGUGGGAGGUGCAGACUGGAUACUGCGUGAAGACGUUCACGGGCCACCGCGAGUGGGUGCGCAUGGUCCGGCCCAAUCAGGACGGGUCGCUCAUCGCCAGCUGCUCCAACGACCAGACUGUGCGCGUGUGGGUGACGGCCACCAAGGAGUGCAAGGCAGAACUGCGCGAGCACGAGCACGUGGUGGAGUGUGUGAGCUGGGCGCCCGACGCCGCCUCGCCCGUCAUCUUGGAGGCCACCGGUGCCGAGGCUAAGAAGGGUGGCAAGCCUGGGCCGUACCUGCUGUCAGGAUCUCGGGAUAAAACUAUCAAGAUGUGGGACAUCAGCACAGGCAUCUGUGUCAUCACACUGGUUGGGCAUGACAACUGGGUACGUGGCGUGCUGUUCCACCCGGGUGGAAAGUUCAUUUUGAGCUGCGCCGAUGACAAGACUCUGCGCGUGUGGGACUACAAGAACAAGCGCUGCCAGAAGAGCCUGGCCGCACACGAGCACUUUGUGACCUCCUUGGAUUUCCACAAGACGGCUCCGUAUGUCAUCACGGGGAGUGUGGACCAAUCGGUCAAGGUGUGGGAGUGUCGCUGAGUCCUCAGCGACCCUCCUUGACCCCUCAAGGUCCCCGAAAUCCCUGCCCCACUCCCACCCUUUCCCGCCGCUGCAUUCGCUUCUACAGUCCCCUCGUACACAUUUAAUAAAGAGGAAAAAAAAUUAUGUUUUUACGUAAAUUAUUCAGUCGUAAGUUCAAGAUAAAAUAAAAUAACAGUGAAAAAUAAAGUAUAAAAAAUAAUCCAAAUUAAAAAUGCGUUUCCCGGGAAUACGUGCUGUGUAUUUUCAUUUCUCUUUUGUUUUAUUUUUUUUGCAUGGUAGCUUAACUUUUAGCAGACAUGUAUAUCGAUAUGUACGUGUAUAUGACGUAUAUAUAUGACGCGGUUUGUCAUUCUUGUGAAUUCUGAAGCUAGCGCUUAGACGGAGGGGGGGGGGGGCGUCGGUCAGCUGUUUUGAGGUCCUUGCAUUUACGCGUCGUCCCACCCUCCCGCCUGCACGGGAAGGUGUUUUGACGCCUGCAGAUGGCGUGGCCUUUGUCUGCUGUCUGUCACCUCCGCUGUCCAUCCAACUACCGUUGGGUGAUAAUUAAACUGAAGCUGCCAUCGCUGUGUUGUGAAUAUGUAGUCAAUAUGCAUCAUCGUUAUGUAGAGUGCAUUAUUAUCCCCACUAUUGCAAAUAGUAACCAACCCUGGCCUAUAACUAGACAUUUUUAUUUACAUCAAGGAAUUUUUGUUGUCAUUUUUUUAUGUACAGACAUAUUUUGUGCAUGGCAUAAAUUGUAAUUUGUUAUUUAUUUGUUUAUUUCCAUUUUGGUUCAAUAAUCCAUUUGGUUUAAAGCAGUGAACAGCGCCGGGUGGAACACGGCCGGCUAUGAGCGGCUUGUACAUGGUUGACAGAUUAUCGCGGCUGCCACUUGCCUUGCAUGGUGUUUUGAGAGAUCUCCGUGGCACCGUGCCCCUAUCGUUUGGACCCAACCCUGGACUCUUCACGCAUGCGUUACGUAGUUGCCACCUGUCAUACGGUCUGUCCGCAAGAGCUGACCGCAGCUUCCCAGCCUCCAGAGGGCCCCCCCCAGUCUGUUCACCCCUUUUUGGGAAAUUAUUCUAUCAUAACAGCGUGACAUCUGUCACCUUUAUGUAAAACGUAUUUGACUGAGACAAAUUAUGGUGAAAGGUAUAUGUAAUUUGCUUCAUUGCAGGUCUUUUGAAUGGUAGAAAGUGAGACUGUGUUUCUUGGCAGUGGUGUAAGAGUACAAACCAACACAAUUCACCAGCUUUAGCGACACGCAGUACUGGAUUGUUCGUACGGUGGUCACCGACAAAGAUAUGGUAAAGGCAAAUGUUUUGGGAAGUGGCUGUGAAUGAGGGGCUGUUUUCUGAAAUGUGGGUUUGCCGCUUUUAGUCUGGUAAAGGUGGGAGCGUUAUUUGGUUUGUACUUCUCAACAGCAAAACACACGCAAAUUUUUAAUAAAAGAUGUUGGUUCUAAUGAUGAGCAUAAGUUUCUUCCCAAGCGUGGUUGCCCGUUUGCGGCCCCAGCAAUGCCCCUGCAGUGAUUUUGAGAUCCGCUCAUGGGGCAAUCACAUGCCCGUGAGUGGAGAGCUAGGUUUUAUGAAAUCUCCUAUGCCACAUCUGGCUUGGUGUGGUUUUUUUGCCAAACUAGUGCCAAGCUGUGUGAAAAUACCACAAAAAUGUAUGGCGCAUAUCCACCGGUCACUUUUUGGACAUGCUAUGUUUUUUGCCGGACCCAUCUCUCCGUUAAACAUAAUAGGCUUUGUUUGGAAUCAUCUCACAACUAAAGCUAUUGCCUACAUCUCAUUUGGGGCGAAAUAUGUAGCCUUGAAGUAGAGUCGAGUUUUAUGAUGUCUUCACGGACUUCCAACGGUAACAAACCAAAAAAAGCUCUGCAAAUUGUGUGCGGUGUUUUCAAGGUCAUGGCAAGUAUGUGCAAAAUAAUCCCUUUGCCUUCAAGCACAGGGCUUGCACUGACCACCACGGACAUUUCAGACUGGGGGAUACAGCGGCAGGAUGUGUGAAGCGGCUAGGCUUUGGGGCAGUUGUGCGCGCAUAUACGUGCAUGAAGUGCACAGUUGCAGCUUUCGGAGCAGGGCUUGUGCGAUCGUUAAAUCCACGUGCUUUUUUGUGACUCGUUUAAGAGCCGUACAGGACAACAUAUACACUAGCAUCCUUUGUGUCUGGAUACUUGCAGAAAGGUGAAACCUGUGCAUUUAACUUUGUUACUGUACAUUUUUUUUCUCUCCAAACUAUUUGAACGAACUUACGUGCGGUUUAAUUUACAAGUUGUAUAGUUCUGGAUGUGGGGGGGGCGGGGAGGGGUCACGAAAAAAGUCACAGAAGAUAGAAGUUUUACAAACGUUAAAUUCCGGUGUAACAUCAAUUUGAACCUGGACUCAAAACAACUAUAAUUGGCUGCUAAACUUGAGUGUAUAUUUAUAUUAGAAUCUAAAACACUUGGCCAGGUUUUUGCCUUGCGUUUAAAUGAUGUAACGUGACGUAGCGUAAUGCGCGCGUGCUGUAUUGUGAAGUUGCCUGGCCGAGCCGACUUCCCCGUUGGCGUGCGUGUCGCGGUACAGCGGCGGUGCGCUUCUUCGGCCCGCGGUUCGUGUGCGACAUCCGCUUUGAACCGUUCCAUCUGGGAAGCGGCGAAACAUUGUUUUCUCACGCACGUCGCAGGCUUGUGUCGUCGACGGGCAUUAUGGGCUUUUGUGCAUGGAUACCAACGGCUCUGUGUAGGGGGGGGGGGUGUGGGGGGCAACUCACUGUCACCUGGAAAAACAAGUUGCUGCACGUGACGAGACAUGUUCUCAGGUUUUCUCCCCCCUCCCUCCCAUUUGCACGUACGUGUGGAUAGCUCGCACCUUACCUCAGUGUGUAAGCUCGUUUUAAGUUUGCACUCUCGCCGUUCACACGUAUUGCUGCAUUGUGCGAGCAUAGAAGCGUCUCGAGUGGUUUUUUUUUCUUUCUUCGGCAAAUUAUUCUCGGCCAGGUAAAGUUGAGCCACCUCCCAGGUGUGUUGUAACAAGGGGUCUACUGACCAAAGUUUGCAUUUGAUGCCUCUGAUCCCAUACGUUGCAGAAACAUUUCCAUUGCUUCCCCGGUUCAACGUUUUAACAAUUAACGUGCAUAUUAGCCUUUUGAAAAGCCGUUACUUCUUGUGCAGGAGUUUUGGACGGUAGUACAAACCUCUAAGUGCAGCUUGCGGUUGUGUAACGAUCAAGUGCUUAAAAGGGUUUGGUUAAAAAUGACAUUGCAUGUUUAAAGAUUAAAAAAAAAACCUUUAAUAACUCUACGUGUAGAGGGUUUUGAUGUUUCACCACAGGAUAGCGAAUAUUAAACCAUUGGCAAACGGUCCCUUCGCUGCAAUUGGCGGCGCUGCUGAGGCAUUGCACUAUAUCUUAUGUUUGUUUCCCCCCCCCCUCCCGUUCGAAUUUUCAAAAGGCUAAUACGCGGCGCGUUGCUGGAAGCCGUGCCUGCCACUGGCUGGCCGCGGCGGGGUUUCACGAGAGAGCGCGACCGUGCGUUUUGAUUGACUCGUGACGCACACCGGCCUGCCUGCGCUCGCGUCCUGCACGCAGGUGCCGCCACCACCACCCCAGUGUCAGUGUCGUUCGCGCGAGCGUGAGGUGCGCGCGCCGGGCCCCGGUGCGCGGUUAGUGGACGUGUGUUUGCGGGCACACGCACAUGCGCACACGAGUCCGUAUCGUCGUUCGCAGAGCAGUCCAAUACAGUGCUUUGUAUAUACCCACACGCAUUGAAUUGUAAGCCUUUAAAGUUGUUGACACGUGUAAAAAAAAAAAGAAUAUUAUGUACCUGUAUGUGUUUUUGUCUUGCUUUUUAGGGCUUUACUGUAGGUGAAUAUAGGUGAGCUGGUAUUAAAAUGGCACAUGAAACCUCCACGAUAAGGGUAGCAAAUGAAGUUUUUUUUUUCUCUCUCUCCGUUGUGUUUUCUUUGCGUCUGUACUACAUCGAAUUGCAAAUUAAAAGCUACGGGGAAGUUUCAACUAUUGUUGUGAUUAAUAACGUGAGCAAGCUUCUGCUCUGCUGUGCACAACGGUCCGAGUGAGUCUCGAUAAAUCCAACUUGAUAACUUUGGUUAUAAUUUAUUGGCCUGGUUUUGUCAAAGUCGGCCAUGUGCGCACGUUAUUAAUGUUAUCGUGCAGUGCAUUAACGAAGGAGGGGGAGGGAAGGUGUGCGGGGGGGGGGGGGAGGUUAAUAUGCCUUACAUUGUUUUUUCGUGUGUACAAAUUUAACAAAAAUUAAUGUGCGUUGUAAAGUAAAAAAAUCUGAUGCGCUAAUGAGAACCGAAAUGCAUCCCUGGUUCAAGACGACCCGUGUUGGAAAGCGAGGGAUGCUGUUUAAUCGUACGCCAAUUCCCAUCUUUCUCAAAACCAAUGUAUCGUUAAAUAAUAAAGGACUCCAGAAUUCCCCUACGCCGAUGCUUUUACUCGCUUUUGCAGCGCUGUUGCUGCUCCCCCCCCCGCUCCCCUUUGGCCGGUGUACCGCGUAAAGUGUUGCCCAUGCGGGCAUAGCUGGCAGUGGCCUUGAGGUGUUGGAAAGGUUAGUGCUCGUGAGUAAAAGUCGUGUCUGUGGCUACGAGGAAACUGGCGCGUGGUGCUGUCUUUGGUAGGCCCUUCUGCUUGGUGAUGCCUACGGGUUGCUAAAACAUUUUCUGUGUUUCUUCACAUUGUAACAAUUUGGGAGACUGAAACUGGGGCUGUGAGUCAAGCACUGGCUUACUUUUUUGGGGGGGGGGGGGGGGGGCUGUGGCCUGGGGGAGUGGAAACAAGUCCAAUAUCGCUUCUCGUGUACCCAUAGUGCACCUGCAACAUUAUUAUAUGACAGUGUGGCAUCUAAUGUCCAUCAUGGCUUAUUCCUCAAGGUAGAGAAGUGAAAAGAAUAUUCUACAUUAAAAAAGAAUCGAAUUACUGUGGUGGUGUAUGCUGAACCGCUGUUGUACAUUACUUUCACAGUUUUGUCACAAUUUAUAUUCCAUAACUUUAUUUGCCAGCUGAAGUCGGCCCAACUAACUUACCUUGGUAUAUGGUUUAGUGUAGAAGUGUUUUAAAACAUUUAGCUUGUUUAUCGGUCACAGUUGCUCGCUGGCUCAUUGUCAAUUCCAAACCAUUUUAUGCACUGGUUGGCUUUCUAACUAUAGGUGGCUGCAUGCUUAAAAAAAUCUGCAACGGCGAAUAUGCUUACCCUUGCCAACUCCUAAAUUAACAUUUUGCUCUAGGUUUGAAAUAUUUGAAUGUUUAAAACUAAAUGUAACAAACCAAAAUUUAUACAAGUCAAGUUGCCUCCAUAUAUAUGCUUUUGUGUGUACAUGAAAAAAAAGGGGUGACUCAAAUAAUUCUUCCCAUUUCAAAAAUUUCAGCGUCCUAAAUGUAAUGUAGGCAACCCAGAAAUAAAUACCCAGGUGGCUUAAACUGCAGUGUGAAUAUCCUCAUCGACCUGUGAACAUUACUCGAGGUACCUCAAUGCUAAUGCACACACUGUCCUCGGUCGAGUCAUUUCAGAGCCGCAGCCGAGGCUGCAUCACCUGACGUAUGAUGAGCUAUAUAGAUAGCAUGGAGGAAAUGGUCUGGUUUGGUUCGUAAUUUAAUACAUUCUUGCACAUGGAGAGGUCAACAGUUACAAUGGGUCAGUCGUGUCUAUGCCUCAGUGUGAUUUACAUAGAACAUGCCGAUCUGGUAAAUCGUGAGAUAGGCACGGGAGAUUUACCCUAGUUCUUGAACGGUUCAAGUUUAACAUCAUCUGACAUCCUUCCGUGGCCACUAACAGUCCGCCCGAGACGUUAUCGUGAUCGCCAUUUCCCCUGUCGGACAUUGGUGCAGUUUCGAGCCAAUUUGGUUGCCGUCAAUACAUUUGGCAACGUCCUGUGGUUCUGGCCGACAUUGAUGAUGUGGAACACUGGACCCAAUGUGUGAUUCUGAAGUUGUAAUGGUUAGCAUUGUCGUGUCACGAUCUUCAGAGAUGUUUGUGCGAUACAUUUCUCUCUCUUUACGAUCGUUAUCCAUUAUCGCGGGGACGUGAAACCGACUGGCGGCCAAGAUGCAGGUUGCUCAACUGAGCAACGCUGGCUCUCAACUGAGCAACCAUGCCUCCUUAA